Coccinella septempunctata (seven-spotted ladybird) is the source of this 642-nucleotide messenger RNA. RefSeq lists its product as uncharacterized. Lineage: Eukaryota; Metazoa; Arthropoda; Insecta; Coleoptera; Coccinellidae. The transcript has 3 exons. Bases 1 to 573 code for a protein of 190 amino acids. The record is from RefSeq and is a predicted model, not a curated record.
AUGGAAAAUAAAGCUCAACGGAAAAAAGAGCCGAGCGAUAUUACUGCAGAAAAGGAAACUGAGAACUACAACAAAUCCAGAUAUAUUUCAAACAAUCUACAAGAAUUCAUCUGCGAAAUUCAUCGUAUUCCUGGUAUAUUUGAUGGUAAUGCUGCCCGGCUCCAGUUAUUUUUAAAUAAUUACAGCGUAUCUAAUAUUAACAAAGAAUUCAAUCCGAAAAAUUUAAAAAAUUUUGAUGCUAGCAUUUUACCACCAUGCGAAACUGAAUUAUUUCAACAAUUUCCUAGAGCUAAUUACAUUGCUAACAUAUGGAAUGAAGCAAAUGAGAAACAACCAUCAAUUUUUACUCCUGAAAACAAUGGGUGGACGUUUGAAGAAAACCAGUACCACUUUCAUUGGUUUGUUGGUGACCAAUUUCCAGGAGACGUCAGUGAAUCUCUCCAAAAAUCAGAAGAAGCUGCUAGCAACGACAACAUGAUUGAUGAUGUUGAGGACGAUGAUUCAAAUGCCCAAUAUCAUGACUGGCUUGAUGAUGAAAAUUGCAAUGAUUGUGUCGAUGAUAACGAUGAUUAAACAAUAAAUAAAUACUUCAUUCCAUUAAUCAUAGUUGAUUUUCUUUAACUCAAAUGAUUUUUCUUAAAA